Molecule: messenger RNA, 1705 nt
Organism: Folsomia candida
Lineage: Eukaryota; Metazoa; Arthropoda; Collembola; Entomobryomorpha; Isotomidae
Exons: 5
Coding region: 225-1487 (420 amino acids)
Source: RefSeq, a predicted model, not a curated record
CAGCUGGCUGAACUACAGCGCGGCACCCAUCGCACAACCUUUCCAGUCGGGCAAAACAACAAUAAGUUUUCUAGUAAUUUGUAAUUCGUUGUUUUGUUUCAGAUUAACUUUGAAAUACAUUUACACAUCGACGAAUCGCGAAAGGAGCAUAAUCCGGACCGGAUUUUUGUAUUUAUUUUAGAGGAUAAGAGUGAUUCGUCGACACGGAGGUGAGUUAAGGCGAUAUGGCGACAGCAUUGUUCCCUAAUGAGGAGAAGAUGGAAGCAGACAUGGAAGAUUUGGACCUUGUGAAGUUCGCUCAUCGUGCCGUCGGUAUCCUCCAAGCUAUCCAGCACAUGCCAACAAUUAAGAAUGUGGAGGAAAAUCUGCCAGUUUUCCUGUCAGAGUGUGACAUUCUGGUCGAUGUGGAAUCUUCAUUGGGUCCAGAAGGAAGUAGGCACAUGAUCAAUCCUUCGACGCUCCCAGAGUCAUUGUUCGCACCGUUUAAAGUUACUCGAGUGUCAACUGAUGGCAUUUUCCGUAUCGGUUCGUCCUGCAAUGCUCUUGACCCACUUCUACCUCCGGACGAGGGCGAAAAACCCUUCUUCGAAAUCAGAAACUUGCGUGGUUUCAUGGAUAUUUGGACGGUGAAUGACAAACUUCAUGCGUCGCUCGCACAAAAUGGAGUCCUUGUAUCGCCACAACCCAUCUUGCUGAGUGAUGAACAGAAGAUUGAAGUUUACUGGGGGUUAACCUUUCUUGGUAAAACGGGAGCUUUGGUGGCCGGAAUUUUGGCGAGUGUGCCAUCUCUGGAAGAAAUGGGUCUUAAGAAUUGGAUACUUCCCACGGGGGACACGAUCCCGCUGUCUUCCCUGAGACCCACAAUCUUUGAAGUCGUCCCAACCAAUGUGUACUCCAUCAAUCAGAAAAUUUCCCGCGCCGUUGAGGGACCAGCAACAUACUUCGGUGCUGAGGCAGGGGACAUUCCUGACCCAGAAUUUGUCAGGUUUGAUACGCAAAAAAUAAUGACGACUAUGAACGACGCUAGAGAUAGUUUGGCUAUUCGACACGCCGUCCUCUUGGCAGAACUACCGGAUGGAACUCUGUACAUCGUCGACCCCACUGGGAGACAGUUCGGAUACAAAGGGAUAAAUGGGAGUGUCGUCAUUCACGGGAAAUUGGACGAGUAUAAAGAAAACUUUCCGGGACUCGUCGUAGCUCAACAUAACGACGCUCCAGUCGAACCCACUGCUGCAGACGAUUUCACCCCCCUUUUGCAACGUCUGCUAGGAAAAUACUUGAAGAAAAUACUCUGCGCCUACUGUGGUGAAAUCGGCGAGAUACAUCCCAAGCAGAUGGCAUCCAUGAACAAUGGUCGCGAACUUUUGUGCUCCCAGCAGGCCUGCGACUUGAUGUAUUGUGCGGUCUGCAGGCGAGAGACGUAUUGUACCAAGCGGUGCCAGAAAUUGGACUGGAAAAAUCACAAGCCGACCUGCAAAUACACUUAGUCCGUCUAAAAUAUAACGACUCUAUCUCUCAACGACUCUGGACUGGACUUUGGAUUGGAAAUGUAUCAACUUUUUUGAAAGAAUAUCGUUUCGCAGCCUUCGAUUGUAUUUAUAAUUUUUGUAUUGACAAACGUUCUCAGGUUAUGCUAAUUAUUUUGUCAGUAAUUUUUUACUUAGAGCUUUCUUCCUUUAUUAAUAAAAUUGUUCUGCAAUCCGUA